Molecule: messenger RNA, 2262 nt
Organism: Laetiporus sulphureus 93-53
Lineage: Eukaryota; Fungi; Basidiomycota; Agaricomycetes; Polyporales; Laetiporaceae
Product: AAA-domain-containing protein
Exons: 7
Coding region: 1-2262 (753 amino acids)
Biological process (GO): ribosome biogenesis
Cellular component (GO): nucleus
Molecular function (GO): RNA binding; preribosome binding; ATP binding
Source: RefSeq, a predicted model, not a curated record
AUGCAGGGAUUGUGGUCAACGCAUAGGCGUGCUAAGAUUAAUAUCAACUCAUCGGCACCCACCCCUGCUUCUAACACGCCUUCAGUCGAAGACGUCUCCUUGCCUGUACAACCUGUUGAAAACACCGAGACAUCCUCGUCUGCGGCAACCCCACAGCUCGUCGAGAGCGAAAUAAGUCCUCCUGCGACGGAAGUACGGUCUACUGUUUCUGUCAGUGGAAAGCGUAGAGGCCGUGUCUCUCGGCCGGCUGGCGAGGAGAGCAAUAAACGGAUGAAGCUGUCAAGUCAGUCCGGCAGUACUGCGAAGGACUACAGCCCUCCGUCAACGCGGCUUUCGGAUCUGGGCGGCGUGGAUGCAUGUAUAGAGAAGAUGCUGGAGCUGGUCGCAAUGCCGCUAUGUCACCCGGAGAUCUACAUUCAUACCGGCGUCCAACCACCAAGAGGUGUAUUGCUUCACGGUCCUCCAGGUUGUGGGAAGACAUUGCUCGCACAUGCUAUUGCUGGGGAGCUAGGGGUGCCAUUCAUCAGCAUAUCUGCACCGUCCGUCGUAUCCGGCAUGUCCGGCGAAUCAGAAAAGACACUUCGAGAUACCUUCGAGGAGGCGAAGCGGGUUGCUCCCUGUCUACUAUUCAUUGAUGAGAUUGAUGCCAUCACGCCUAAACGUGAAAGUGCUCAACGAGAGAUGGAGCGACGGAUUGUCGCACAAUUCCUCACUUGCAUGGAUGAUAUGUCGUGGGAGAAAACCGACAAUAAAGCUGUAGUUGUAAUCGGAGCGACAAAUCGUCCGGACUCCCUCGACGCUGCCUUGCGUCGAGCGGGCCGCUUCGACCAUGAGAUCAGCAUGGGUGUGCCCGAUGAUGAAGCUCGUGCACAGAUUCUCCGUGUUCUGUGUUCCAAGCUGCGUCUAGAGGGUGACUUCGACUACACCGCUCUUGCGAAGGCCACGCCCGGUUACGUUGGAGCUGACCUCACAGCACUGACUGGUGCAGCCGGUAUCAUCGCUGUCAAGCGGAUAUUCAAGCAGAUCUCAGACGGUACUCUGACUCUUUCAGAUGGCAUUGAGCAGCUCACGCCCAAUCCGGACGGUGAUGUCUUGAUGCAGAUCGAUAUUCCCCAGCCUACGUCCGACGCGCAGCCCGCACCACCUAUCCCGGUUAAGCCAGUCCCCUUCUCCACCUUCGAUGCUUCGGCACAUACCACCGCAAGUUCCAUCGUGCACUUCCUUCGCGCACACCCGGACCCACUCACCGAGGCGCAGCUCGUCCCGCUCUGCAUCACUUUCGCCGACUUCAUGCUCGCGCUGAAGCAUGUGCAGCCGUCGUCGAAACGCGAGGGCUUUGCGACCGUGCCGGAUGUGACGUGGACGGACAUUGGCGCGCUGCACGCGACAAGAGAGGAGUUGCAUAUGGCGAUUGUGCAACCGAUUCGCAGGCCGGAGCUGUUCAGAGCGGUCGGUAUCCAGGCGGCAUGCGGCGUGCUGUUGUGGGGCCCGCCGGGAUGUGGUAAGACGUUGUUGGCGAAGGCAGUGGCGAAUGAGUCGAGGGCGAACUUCAUCAGCGUGAAGGGUCCGGAGCUGCUGAACAAGUAUGUCGGCGAAAGCGAGAGAGCGGUGAGACAGGUCUUCUCUCGAGCUCGCGCAUCGGCACCCUGUGUGAUCUUCUUUGACGAGCUGGACGCGCUCGUGCCGCGUCGAGAUGACAGUCUGUCCGAGUCCUCCGCACGAGUGGUCAAUACUCUUCUCACAGAGCUAGACGGCCUCGAUGCGCGCAAGAGCGUCUACGUCAUCGCCGCCACGAACCGGCCAGACAUGAUCGACCCCGCGAUGUGCCGUCCAGGGCGUCUUGACAAGCUGCUGUAUGUCGACCUGCCCUUACCUGACGAGCGUUCGGAGAUCGUACGCACUAUGACGCGCAAGGUGCCUUUGGGCGGGGACGAUGCCAAACUGGCAGUCGAGAUGCUGGUGCGGGAGCGGUGCGAGGGAUACAGCGGUGCAGAUCUCGCGGCUCUCGUCAGGGAGGCGGGCGUGAUGGCGCUCAAGCGCACUCUGGGUGCGUUGGAUGCAAUGGAGGAGAGCACAGCGGGCGCAGGAGCUCAGCCGGAGACGCGGGUGCAUGUGGAGGUUGCCGACUUCCGCACUGCGUUGGAGAAGGUGCAGCCGAGCGUGUCUGCUGCGCAGCGGCGCAAGUACCAGGCAUUGCGGUCGAAACUCUCUGGGCUUCCCGUACGAGCGAGUAAGGAGGAGAAGAUUGACGAAGAAAAGUAG